Molecule: messenger RNA, 1008 nt
Organism: Desarmillaria tabescens
Lineage: Eukaryota; Fungi; Basidiomycota; Agaricomycetes; Agaricales; Physalacriaceae
Exons: 3
Coding region: 199-753 (184 amino acids)
Source: RefSeq, a predicted model, not a curated record
CUCUAGGUUGUUCCACCGACAGCGGCAAAUAUAUGUUCUGACUUGGAUCGUGUCUGCGGCCGGUAUAUCUUCCGCCGCUGAUCGACCUUCAUUAUCAGGUCUGCGUCGGUAACUCGUUGUUCCCUGAAUGGGAGGUUAAGAUGAUGCCAGCCUUAAAGCCCGAGGAUUGGACCUCGCGCUUGCUAAUCCAGUCCUUCGAUGUCGAGCACGGAACAGGCAUCUCCUGUUGUGCAGUUACAAACGCUGCAGGGGAAAUCAUUCGUUUACAUCGUCUUUGGCCUUCUUGCUGCAAUUGUCGUCUUCGGGCUAUGGUUCACGCUAUUUUAUAUCGUCAGGACGCGCCGGCGAAGAAGAUUCGAGGAUGACAGUGGCAUCACUUAUUCGUUUGCGACCCGAGCACCUAAUGAAAAGCCUCAAUGCCAUGAGAUAUGGCUGGAUACUCCAUCAUCAACGCUCUCAUGGAACAACAUUCGACCUUUAUCUAUCGAAAAACUGCCCCUACCCGUUUCCGCUCCAACACCGCCACCUCCGCGGAUUAGACGAUUUUUCUUCAAGAAGACUGAACCGCGGCCGCUGUCCAGUACUUCAAACAGCACCGUGGCUUCUUGCGAUAGUCUUGCUUCACGUCUUUCUAUCAACGAAAAGGAAACAAUCCAAGACGCCUACCGUGUUUCGGUCCUCAUAGCCAUGCCAUCUCCUACUUCUAAUGCAGAAAUGAAUGUCGGCGUCACUUCGACACCGUAUAGCGCAUGAUGAGCACCUUUGAUGCCUCUUAACGACACUUCAAUCGACUACGCAUAUCCCAUUAUUGACACGUCUCCUGAUACCCCAUAUCUCAAGUUGAUGAUUAUCGCUUCUUGCUUAUCACUGCCGAAGUAUACGUAGUGUCCCUUAUUCAUGAUUCUUAUCGUAGCGUCAACUAAUGUACUUGGUGGCAUACCACUAUAGAAAGCAUAUAUAUACACGGUGAACCGUAAUGUCAACGAGAUAAUUUCAUCCAUCCUUUAC